CGAAGUAAUAACGGACUGUCUGAUAGGUUGGCCGGUCUCCCACGAGGGGUCGCGAGCAAAAGAUUUGCAAAAGGGUUUAUUGUUUCUUUGCUUUCGGGAGCUGAAAUUGUUUCCUACCCUCAGUUCUUCAAUCUAAUUUCCAGACGAAAACAAUGGCUGGUGGUAAGGCAGGAAAAGACAGCGGGAAAGCCAAGGCGAAGGCAGUGUCGCGCUCCCAGAGGGCUGGGCUGCAGUUCCCAGUGGGUCGUAUCCACAGACACUUGAAGACUCGCACAACCAGCCAUGGUCGUGUUGGAGCCACAGCAGCUGUUUACAGUGCUGCCAUCCUCGAGUACCUCACUGCUGAAGUACUAGAGUUGGCAGGAAAUGCCUCCAAAGACUUGAAAGUGAAGCGUAUAACUCCCCGUCACUUGCAGCUGGCAAUCCGUGGUGAUGAGGAGUUGGAUUCUCUUAUCAAAGCAACAAUUGCUGGUGGAGGUGUCAUCCCCCACAUCCACAAAUCCCUUAUUGGGAAGAAGGGCCAGCAGAAGACUGCAUAGGCGCCACGUUGACCGGAUAUUUGGGGGCUUGGGCUUUGUUUGGACCAGGAGUUCAUGUUUUGUUCUUUUCUAUUAUUAAUAUUAUAGCAAACGAAGAGUGAUUGUUAGACUUUGUGUUGGUAUAUUUCUCCCGUAAAUAGAUAAGUACAGAAAAUCCCUUAACAGCAGUAAACCCUUUUUUUUAUGUCAUUGUAGACUGUUUGACUGGAGAGUUCAUGAUUAUUGAAAUGGACAGUGAAUUUGUUCGAUUGGCUUGGAUAUAUGUGAUGUUUUAUACUGAAAUUGUUUAAAAAAAGUCUUUGGUAUAAAAAAAAAACUUGUUUUGUGGUUAUUUUUUUCUUAAAGUUACAAUAUUUCCUAACCUGUUUUUUAAAGACUCUGAGUUUUGGAGGUUUAAUUGGGCCACAGCAGGUAAAUGUGACCUUUUUCUUCCCUUUUCAAUUAAUGUAAUAUUUUUUUAACUGCACAGAGAUACUGGUUUUGAAAGUUUUUUUUUGCAUCAAAAUAUCAAACAAGUACUGUACCAGUCUAUACAGUGUUUUUUUUUUUCUUCUUUUUUUCUCUCUUUGUAAAUGUUUACAGUGUUCUAAAGCUUGUUAAACUUGAAAAUACGUAUUGACAGAUGUGAUCACGAAACACUGACCCAACAGUGUUUUGUUUUUUUUGUUUUUUUCUUUCUCGCUCUGGAACAAAAAGGUUUUGUUUUUUCUUUACUGCUGAUGUCUGACGGUGAAGCUGACAGCCGAGAUAUUGGUGAGAAUUUUAACCAAGAUUAAUUGCAUUUUUUUUAUGUAUUGGCAGACCGAACUGUCCUCAUAUGUCCAUUUCAUUUUUUUUUUCUUACAAGUUGAAGCGUUUUCUAAUACUUGCGUGUUCAGGACAAUGACUGCAUAUUUUAUCUUUUAAUAAAUAUCCUUGACAUGUUCA
Molecule: messenger RNA, 1466 nt
Organism: Cyprinodon tularosa
Lineage: Eukaryota; Metazoa; Chordata; Actinopteri; Cyprinodontiformes; Cyprinodontidae
Product: histone H2A.V
Exons: 5
Coding region: 153-539 (128 amino acids)
Cellular component (GO): nucleosome
Molecular function (GO): protein heterodimerization activity; structural constituent of chromatin; DNA binding
Source: RefSeq, a predicted model, not a curated record